Molecule: messenger RNA, 3524 nt
Organism: Lobosporangium transversale
Lineage: Eukaryota; Fungi; Mortierellomycota; Mortierellomycetes; Mortierellales; Mortierellaceae
Product: CRM1 C terminal-domain-containing protein
Exons: 18
Coding region: 167-3388 (1073 amino acids)
Biological process (GO): protein export from nucleus; ribosomal large subunit export from nucleus; ribosomal small subunit export from nucleus
Cellular component (GO): cytoplasm; nucleus
Molecular function (GO): nuclear export signal receptor activity; small GTPase binding
Source: RefSeq, a predicted model, not a curated record
CAAGAGACAAAAAAAAAAAACAUAUAAAAACCCAUAUAUGCAAAUAUAAGCAGCAGACUCAGUGAUAUAGAAAAGGGCACAUCUGAUAGUAAACCAGCAGCAAUAAGAUCGUAGUACUUUUAGCACAAAUAAUUCUCGGAAUCAAUCUCAACCAUAACAAUUGAACAUGGAGGUCGUUCUUGACUUUAACCGUGAGCUUGAUGUGGGCUUACUGGACAAGGUAGUGCAGACCUUCUACAGUAGCACCGGACCUGACCACAAAAUGGCUGAACAGGUCAUGACACAAUUCCAGGAAAAUCCUGAUGCUUGGAGACGUGUGGACACUAUUCUUGAAAACUCAAAGGACUCAAAUACAAAGUUCUUUGCGCUUCAAAUCCUGGCCAAGCUGGUUCAAACACGGUGGAAACUGCUGCCUCCUGAGCAGCGUCAAGGAAUUCGCAAUUUCACUGUUGGAUUGAUUGUCAAGCUUUCAUCAGAUGAAGCCAACCUUGUGCGCGAAAAGAUUCUCCUUCAUCGAUUGAAUCUAGUAUUAGUUCAGAUUUUGAAGCAGGAAUGGCCGCAUGCCUGGCCCAGCUUUAUCCCAGAGAUUGUCAGCUCUAGUAAAUCUAAUUUAUCACUCUGUGAGAACAACAUGGUCAUUUUGAAGCUUUUGAGCGAAGAAAUCUUUGACUUUUCAGCGGAGCAAAUGACGCAAGUCAAAACCAAGAAUCUUAAAAACUCUAUGUGUGGAGAGUUUUCAGAAAUCUUCCAGCUCUGUAGUGAGGUUUUGGAGAAGGCCAACAAGCCUAGUUUGAUUAGGGCGACGCUCGAUACGUUAUUGAGGUUCCUUAAUUGGAUUCCGCUUGGCUAUAUCUUUGAGACCAAUCUCGUCGAGAACCUCCGUGCCAGGUUCCUGGAUGUUCCUCAAUUCCGAAAUGUGACCCUACGCUGCCUUACCGAGAUCGGUAAUUUAUCCGUAACACCUGAAUAUAACGACAAGUUUGUCGCUCUUUUCAACAUUGUGAUGACUUCGGUUGUCAAGACUAUUCCGAUGUCAGGGAAUAUUGCUGAAAUGUACGAGAAUGCCUCCGACGAUGAACAGUUUUAUAUCAAAAAUGUUGCCAUGUUCUUAAAUGGCUUCCUUAGCGUCCAUCUUAAGUUGGUAGAGAAUCCUCAAAACAAAGAAGUGCUACGCGUUGCCCAUGUAUACCUACUCAAAAUCUCGGAAGUAGAAGAACGAGAGAUCUUCAAGAUCUGCCUUGAAUACUGGGCUAAGCUGGUAGCGGACCUUUAUGAGGAGCUUCAACAACUACCAGCAGUGGAUACACCUUUGUUGAACAUGGGUAGGCCAGGCAUGCUGUUAAAGGGAGAAGACCGCAGCCGGACAUACUAUAGUACCAUUUUGCCACGAUUGCGCGUUGUCAUGAUCGAGCACAUGGUUAAGCCUGAAGAGGUUUUGGUUGUUGAGAAUGACGAAGGAGAGAUUGUCCGUGAAGUCUUGAAGGAGAGUGACACCAUUACUCUCUAUAAGAGUAUGCGUGAGGUCCUUGUCUAUCUGACGCAUUUGGACUGUGCCAAUACAGAACAGAUCAUGACGGAGAAAUUAAUGAGGCAAAUGGAUGGCUCUGAGUGGGGUUGGGCAAAACUCAAUCAACUGUGCUGGGCGGUCGGAUCAAUUUCAGGAGCCAUGAGCGAAGAAACCGAGAAACGAUUUUUGGUCACUGUUAUCAAAGAUCUUUUAGAGUUGUGUGCUGUUAAGCCUGGCAAGGAUAAUAAGGCUGUUGUUGCAUCCAAUAUCAUGUACAUUGUCGGACAAUAUCCUCGAUUCCUAAAGGCCCAUUGGAAAUUCCUAAAAACAGUUGUCAACAAACUAUUUGAGUUUAUGCAUGAGUCGCAUGAUGGAGUUCAGGACAUGGCUUGUGAUACUUUUAUUAAGAUCGCUCAAAAGUGUAGACGGCAUUUUGUUUUGCAACAAUCUCAGGAAUUGAUGCCCUUCAUUGAUGAAAUCCUCAAUACGCUCGACCGGAUAACAAGCGAUUUAUCCCCUGCACAGCUUCAUACAUUUUACGAGGCGAUAGGCUAUAUGAUUUCGGCUCAGCCCAAUCGCGGGGCUCAAGAGCGUUUGAUAGCCAAGGCCAUGCAGACACCCAACCAACAUUGGGAUAACAUCAUGGAGCAGGCCAAAGUGAACGUGAACAACUUGGACCAAACAGAAAACCUCAAAGUCUUGGCCAGCGUUUUAAAAACAAAUGUCUCAGCUUGCAGUUCAAUUGGCCCAGGAUUUUACUCACAGCUCGGACGGAUUUACCUGGAUUUAUUGGCUGUAUAUAAGGCAGUCAGUCAACUUAUCUCUGAGAGUGUUGUGGUACAAGGACCUAUCGCCCUGCGUACACCACGCGUUCGUCAAAUGCGCACUGUUAAGAAGGAAGUGCUCCGUUUGAUCGAGACUUAUGUCAGUAAAGCAGAGGAUCUCGUUGAAGUAACCAAAAACAUCAUUCCCGGGGUCUUGGAAGCGGUGUUAGGAGAUUAUCAACGGAAUGUUGAGCCUGCUCGCGAGCCUGAAGUGUUAAGCGUUAUGAGUGCGAUUGUGAACAAGCUGGGGGCUUUACUUAAUGACCAAAUUCCUCUCAUUCUUGAGGCAGUCUUUGACGUGACACUUCAAAUGAUCAACAAGGAUUUCAGCGAGUAUCCAGAGCAUCGUGUGGGCUUCUUCAAACUUUUGCAGGCUAUCAUGCAAAACUGUUUUGCAGCCAUUUUGAGUCUUCCUGCAGUACAGUUACGCCUCAUAGUGGAUAGUAUUGUUUGGGCAUUCAAGCAUACGAUGCGUGACAUUGCAGAUAUGGGCUUGAGUAUUUGCCUGGACUUGAUCAACAAUUUUGCAAACAGCGAUCCAGUCAUUGCGAACCACUUUUAUCAGAGCUACUUCCUUAACUUGCUUAAUGAUAUUUUUUACGUGCUUACAGACAACAAUCACAAAAGCGGCUUUAAGCUCCAAUGUCAAGUCCUUGCUCGUAUGUUUUACUUGGUGGAUUCCGGAGCAGUACAGGCACCGUUGUUUACAAUGUCACAGGUUGCUGAUCCCAAUAUGACUAACGAACGAUUCCUGAAGGAUUAUAUGAUGAACCUUCUUCAAAAUGCCUUCCCUCAUUUACAACCAUCUCAGGUUGAGACGUUUACCCUGGCGAUGUUUGCUACCAAUCGAGACACAAACAAGUUCAAGCUACAUGUGCGUGACUUCUUGAUCCAGCUGACAGAGUUUGGCGCAACGGAGACCGAGCAGAACGAACUAUUCCUUGAUGAGAGAGAAGCAGAGCAGGAAGCAAAGAAAAAGAUAGAUCGAGAAGCUGCGCUCAGGAUUCCAGGAUUGGUCAAGCCAUCUGAACUUCCAACCAUGGAUGAGGACGACUAGAAAUAUCAAAGAAUUUUUUUUUUUCAUUUUUUUUUUCAUUUAUUUCUUUCUUUUUUGUCUUGACAAAUAUUUACUGGGCAAAUCUAUAAGGUGAAAACCCUUUCAAUAAUUCUAGCGCGUAAUUUUUCUCAAUGGU